Messenger RNA from Staurois parvus, 506 nucleotides. The record is from the annotation of a GenBank genome assembly. NCBI's taxonomy places the organism in Eukaryota, Metazoa, Chordata, Amphibia, Anura, Ranidae.
GGGAGAGCAGAUAUAGUGAAUGCAGGGUCCGGGACCGAUAUAGUGAAUGCAGGGUCCGGGGAGAGAGUCCGGGGGAUAUAGUGAAUGCAGGGUCCGGGGAGAGCGGAUAUAGUGAAUGCAGGGUCCAGGGAGAGCAGAUACAGUGAAUGCAGGGUCCGGGGAGACCAGGAUAUAGUGAAUGCAGGGUCCGGGGUGAGCGGAUAUAGUGAAUGCAGGCUCCAGGGAGAACCAGAUAUAGUGAAUGCAGGGUCCAGGGAGACCAGAUAUAGUGAAUGCAGGCUCCGGGGAGACCAGAUAUAGUGAAUGCAGGCUCCGGGGAGACCAGAUAUAGUGAAUGCAGGGGGGGAGACCAGAUAUAGUGAAUGAAUGCAGGGCUCCAGGGAGACCAGAUAUAGUGAAUGCAGGGUCCGGGGAGACCAGAUAUAGUGAAUGCAGGCUCCAGGGAGACCAGAUAUAGUGAAUGCAGGGUACGGGGAGACCGGAUAUAGUGAAUGCAGGGUCUGGGG